Penicillium brevicompactum is the source of this 2031-nucleotide messenger RNA. RefSeq lists its product as uncharacterized. Bases 1 to 2031 code for a protein of 676 amino acids. Gene Ontology annotation, cellular component: cytoplasm. Gene Ontology annotation, molecular function: choline kinase activity; ethanolamine kinase activity. The transcript is spliced from 4 exons. NCBI's taxonomy places the organism in Eukaryota, Fungi, Ascomycota, Eurotiomycetes, Eurotiales, Aspergillaceae. Gene Ontology annotation, biological process: phosphatidylethanolamine biosynthetic process; phosphatidylcholine biosynthetic process. The record is from RefSeq and is a predicted model, not a curated record.
AUGCCUGCGUUGGACGGCCAGUCAGGUGCUAAGCACGACGAAGGUCAAGAUCUAUCCAGUGUGAAAGAAGACCCCCAGCAGGGACUCCUCAACCAAGUGUACGAAUGGCUCCAUCAUGAGAAGACCAGGCGACAGAAUCGUAAAGCACGCAAGUCCGAAGCCACAUCCUAUGCACCACCUGAAGACGACGCGCCGACAUCAGACGCCCCCUUAGAAAAACCUAGCUCAAGUCCCUCUUCUUCAGAGAACUCAUUCUCACUGGAUAAAUUGGAGAAAAUCCUCCUCCAAUAUGCGACCACCCGCCCAGAAUCUACUGUCGACUCAACCCAUCGCCAUCCAGUCAAAAAGCAGUCUCGCCGCCGUCUCAAGGGCCUACGAAGGGGCUCUGCCUCUGAGUCUGAACUCACAGAUGCUGAGGCGCCCCCACCAGGCGUGGAAGCUUACCUUGACAACACGAAGACACUUGCCUACACCGGCGGUGGCGCUGUAGAGGAGAAUGCCGACUCGAGCGCAAGUGUGAAGCAGUCGAAGGAUGCAGAGGCUUGGGUGACUUUCAAGACUGAAAUCGUCCGUAUUGUGCACACAUUGCAGCUGAAAGGCUGGCGCAAGGUCCCCGCGGAGCUUGCGGGAGAUAUCGAAGUGGUUCGACUCAGCGGUGCUCUUACCAACGCCGUGUAUGUAGUCGAGCCACCGAAGAAUCUACCCCCUCCGAAAUCCGACAGCAACACUCUAGUUUCGAGGAAGCCCCCACCAAAACUUCUCCUGCGUAUCUACGGCCCUCAGGUUGACCACCUGAUUGACCGAGAGAAGGAGCUACAGAUCCUUCGCCGCCUGGGAAAGAAGAACAUUGGCCCACGUAUCCUAGGAACCUUCUUGAAUGGCCGAUUCGAAGAAUACUUCGAGGCCCGCCCUCUUACACACAAGGAGCUGCGUAUGCCCGAAACAGCGAAACAGGUCGCCAAGCGCAUGAGAGAAUUGCACGAGGGCAUCACACUCCUCGAAGAGGAACGCGAGGGUGGACCUAUGAUCUUCAAAAACUGGGACAAGUGGGUGGAUCGUUGCGAACAAGUGACUACAUGGCUGGACAAGGAACUCGAGUCUCCUCAAAACGAGGCUAAGGCUGCAACAGAACCAUGGCGCCGCCGCGGCUACGUCUGCGGUGUAACAUGGGACGUGUUCCGCAAAGCUGUGGAAAACUACCGCAAGUGGUUGAUCGCUAGUUCCGGUGGUAUGUCCGAGAUUAAGCGUCAGCUAGUCUUCGCGCAUAAUGAUACGCAAUAUGGCAACCUGCUUCGCAUGGAGCCUGCUACACAAUCACCCCUACUUUUGCCCGCAAACGAACAUAAGCAGCUCGUUGUUAUCGACUUUGAAUAUUCAUCCGCCAACACUCCUGGCUUUGAGUUUGCUAAUCACUUUACUGAAUGGUGCUACAACUAUCACGACGAGGAGCGCUCAUGGGCCUGCAACAACCGUGCCUACCCAACACCCGAGCAGCAAUACCAAUUCGUCUCGACAUACCUUACUCACCGACCCGGUGCUGCCGGAACUAUCUCACCCCUGGCUACACCUACCAUUCGCGCUCGUGCCUCUGCUGCAAUCGCACCCCUCGACCUGGAUGAGGGCUCAGAUGGACCUUCCCAGUCUUUGCAAAAUGAGAAGUCUGUUGAGGAUGAGCACGACAAGGAAGUGAGAUUCCUCAUGCAACAGACUCGCUUGUGGCGAGUAAUGGGAUCCGCCCAGUGGGUCGCUUGGGGAAUUGUGCAGGCCAAGGUGCCUGGCAUGGAGGAAGGCAUAGCCGAAGCCCUCGCUGCGAAGGGAUUAAUUGAUACCGCGCCAAACGGCGACGGCGACGAGAACAAGCCUCCCGUGGAUGAAGGUGCCGACGAAGAAGGCGACUUUGAUUACCUGGCUUACUCGCAAGACCGCGCGAUGUUCUUCUGGUCCGAUCUCCUCGCAUUGAAUUUGGUCAAGGCAGAGGAACUGCCUGCGCCCCUGGUGGAACAUAUUCGCUCUCGACUUGUCGAAUACUGA